Messenger RNA from Porites evermanni, 649 nucleotides. Lineage: Eukaryota; Metazoa; Cnidaria; Anthozoa; Scleractinia; Poritidae. The record is from the annotation of a GenBank genome assembly.
AUGGAUUGUGCUCAGUUCACAUCUAUCGUUUCCCUUGUGGAUUCUCUUGUACGUAAUACGCAUGUCAGAAAGUCACGUAUACUGUCAUCAAAUCAAGUUCCUGUUGGUGAAGCAUCCUUGGCUCCAGUCUCCAACAAGUCUCUAACGGACUUCUCCAUCUGCAGUAUCCUGAGUCUAGAACGUGACAUCACUCAAUCUCCCCCAAUUUCCGGUAAGUUUAAAGUUUCAUCUUUAGAUACUCUAGCUCUUAGUCGAAGGUAUUAUUUGGCAUUCUUGAUUAUCGCAAUGACCAUUUCAAAAUCAAUUUUUAUCUACAAGUCGCCCUUCUACCAUUUGGAUCCAUCUUGGAAAAAGAAAAAGAGAAAUACUCAGCUUUUCACAGGAUAUUUCUGUUGUUAAAACUGACCAAUAGAGCGGUAUUGUGAAACAAAAAUUGUCCGUAGGAAUAACCAUUAAAACAUAUGUGUCUAGAAUGUUGACUAAUUGUAUUUAAGAGAGAUGAAGAGGAAAUUGUAGGUGACAUUUAAAAAACUAAAAUUCAAUUCAUUUUUAAUUUACAGAAUGCAACAGUGACACCAGUCCGCCGUUAUCUCCUUACUCCGACUGCGCAAGUCCGCGUUCCAGCGACAGAGCAACCAGUCCACCGUGA